This is a messenger RNA of Hevea brasiliensis (rubber tree), 1772 nucleotides long. RefSeq lists its product as uncharacterized. Gene Ontology annotation, cellular component: cytoplasm. Lineage: Eukaryota; Viridiplantae; Streptophyta; Magnoliopsida; Malpighiales; Euphorbiaceae. The record is from RefSeq and is a predicted model, not a curated record. Gene Ontology annotation, biological process: protein ubiquitination. Bases 42 to 1517 code for a protein of 491 amino acids. The transcript has a single exon. Gene Ontology annotation, molecular function: ubiquitin protein ligase activity.
GCUUCCAAUUCAAAGUCACAAAAAGGCUCUCUUUUCUAGUUAUGGCAAAUAUUUCCUUCUUUCAGAACCACAUCCGUCGCAACGCCGCCGCCUCCGAUUCUCACCAUCGUAAUCACCACUACAGCCGUCCACACAACCCCCGUAACCUAACUGUUGAUCCUUACUUCCCUCUCUUCUUCUCCUCUGAUCCUCACUCCCAGCACGCCACUCUCCGUGACCCCUACGCACUUCCCGAGCACACCAAUUUCAAUAUUCAGACGCUCGACGACGACGACGCCGUCUCGGAUACCGAAUCAGUUGUACUCGGAGGCUUGAAUCCCCUGGACCGUGAGAACCAGGUUAGUUUCGUCAUGGAUCUGUUUCAACAGCAAGUCCAGCAAUCUCAGGUAAUGGGUCGUAGUUCCCAUUUGUUAUCCGAUUCGCUUAACGAAUCGGACUUUGGUGUCAUAGAGCAGAAUUGUGAAAUGGGUAUCGAUAAUUUGGAACUUGAUAUAGGGUUAGGGUUAGGUUUAGAUGGUCACGAGAAUGAUGAAUUUCAAAAUAUAGGCCAUAAUCAUAUUCAUAAUAAUAAUGAUUAUAGCACAAAUAUCGUUAUGGAUGAUGAUGAUUUCUUUGUGGAAAGAAGGAUUUCCGGAAUCCAAUCUUGUGAGGCCGAGUCUACCGUUAGCGUUUGCACUAGUGCCAUGAGGGUUGUUGGGUUUGGGUCGGAUUCUGAUUCAGAGGACAACGAGAACACGUUAUCUAUAGAUUUGCAUUCAGGGGAUGAAUAUGGUUUAGAUCGUUUGAAUAUAGGAAGUGAUAAUUUUGAUAAUGUUGACGACGUUGAUGAGGAAGAUGCAAGCGUUACUGUUCCUCUUUGUUGGGAUUCGCUUCGAUUGGAGGACCAUAGAGAAAACAAUGAGGAUUUUGAGUGGGAGGAAGUGGAUGGCCGUGUUGAUGAGAGAGAGGUUCUAAGCAUGUUUGUUGAUGACGAGGAGGCCUCUGUUUCUCUCUCCAUAUCACCUAUUAUUGCCCAUGAGGGUAUGGUGAGUGUAGAGAGGGUAGGAGAAUUGGGAAGUUUGGAAUGGGAAGUUCUGCUGAAUGCAAACAACUUGGACUCAAAUCUGGACCAUGACCAGGACAAUAAUGCUGAGCCUUAUUUUGGGGAUCAUGAUGAUUAUAUUUACACUGCAGAGUAUGAGAUGUUGUUUGGGCAUUUUGCAGAGAAUGAAAAUGCAUUGAUGGGUCGACCUCCAGCAGCAAAAUCUGUUGUUGAGAAGCUUCCAUCUGUGGUUUUGACAAAAGAGGAUGUUGAUGAUAAUAAUGCACUUUGUGCUGUUUGUAAAGAUGAUAUUAAUGUUGGAGAGAGAGCAAAGCAUUUGCCUUGUACACACCGGUACCAUGGGGAGUGCAUUGUGCCAUGGUUAAGGAUAAGGAAUACUUGCCCAGUAUGUCGAUAUGAGUUGCCUACGGAUGAUGCAGAUUAUGAGCGGAGGAAAGCAGUACAAAGAGCUGUUAGUGCCAGCCGUACCCAUUGAUGGGUAUUACAUUUUGGUCCUGUAUGCUUUUUGACUCAGUUUUUUUUUUUUUUUUUUUUUUUUUUGAGCUUUAGGUUUUUUAAGAAUGUAAAUAUUUUUGUUGGAGUGCAUUGGUUUCCCUUUAUGAGGAUAAUGACAUUCAUCCCAAUUUACUGUGGUAUUUGGGUGAGAUGAUAAGAGUAUUGUUUUGGCAGCUUUGUAAUCUUGGGAAAUUUUUUAUUUUAAUGAUGUUAAUGAUUUUGCCUUGAUUCUGCA